AUGAGGCAUGUUGGAGUGCAGAUCCAGAUCGAAGGAGGUGCAAAUCGCAGAGUUUUUGCAAAUAUUCAUAUCAACAAGAAAGGAAGAUGUCAAUUGUAUGGCAAUGCUUUAGAAGAAUUUUUCAGAGAUAUUGGCCUUGGACCUUCAACUAUUAUGCAUAUCGUUUAUUACAAAGAUGCUAAUCUAUUGCGUAUCUUCCAUUUUUACAAUGAUGGAUGCCAGCGUCUUAGCCUUGAUGACACUGCCAACAUUGGAAAUUGUUAUCUACUUAGCCUAGAUCUUAACACUGCAUCACGUUGUGACAUUAGCAGACGUUAUUUUGGUACAAUAGGUUGGCCUUCACAUGAGAAAACAGCAAGAGUUAUUGAUGACAAUGGUAAUCACUGGCUUUUUCCUAUAUCUAUGGAUGAUAACGAACCUUCAGCAUGCGACUAUCAUAUGCCAAAAUACCCCAAUCGUUUUGUUGUGGAAGGAGACAUUAGAGCAAUCAUGGUUAUGAAGAAAAUUCCUGCUGGCAUCAAAUUGGGUUUCCGUAUAAAUGCAAGAAAAGUCGCAAACAAGGAAGCAUUGAUACUGGAAGUUCUCUAA
This is a messenger RNA of Oldenlandia corymbosa var. corymbosa, 588 nucleotides long. The record is from the annotation of a GenBank genome assembly. Lineage: Eukaryota; Viridiplantae; Streptophyta; Magnoliopsida; Gentianales; Rubiaceae.